This is a messenger RNA of Zingiber officinale, 1151 nucleotides long. RefSeq names its product vesicle-associated protein 2-1-like. The record is from RefSeq and is a predicted model, not a curated record. Bases 222 to 920 code for a protein of 232 amino acids. Lineage: Eukaryota; Viridiplantae; Streptophyta; Magnoliopsida; Zingiberales; Zingiberaceae. Gene Ontology annotation, biological process: endoplasmic reticulum membrane organization. The transcript is spliced from 8 exons. Gene Ontology annotation, cellular component: plasma membrane; endoplasmic reticulum membrane.
AUUUUUUACGAAUUAAAUUAUUAAAUUAAAGAAUCUCUGGGGAAAUGGUUGGUUGUUUCAUCAUUUGAAUCAACGCCGUCCCGUCUCCGUCUCCGUCGGACUCAGGCGAUCUCCGAACCGUUGCGAUCUCUCUCGUUCUCUCUCUCCCCUUCCCCCCGUUUGUUUAAGGCAGAAAGUGCUUCCUCGGCUUGCUGGGAUCUGCUCCGUCUUCCAGGGCAGCGAUGGGUGUGGGCGGCCAGAUGAUCUCUAUUCACCCGGAAGAGCUCACCUUUGGAUUGGAGUUGGAGAAACCGUCUUAUUGCAAUCUCAAGGUCAUCAACAAUACGGAGCACCAUGUUGCGUUCAAGGUGAAAACGACGGCUCCGAAGAAAUACUUUGUCCGCCCUAACACUAGUGUGGUGCAGCCUUGGGAUUCAUCCACCGUCAUAGUUACUCUCCAGCCCCAAAAGGAGUACCCACCUGAUAUGCAAUGCAAGGACAAAUUCCUCAUCCAGAGUGCCAAAGUGCCCCCUAUAAGUGACAUGGACGAAAUUCCUAAUGACACGUUUAGCAAAGAAGGUGGUAAGGUAAUAGAUGAACACAAGCUCAAGGUGGUUUACAGAUCUCCGGCACAAUCUGGUCAUGGAAAUACAGAAGAAGAGUCAGGCCUUGCUUCCGCAGCUACCGGAAGAAGAGGAUCUGAUAUGAUGAAUAACUCAAGUUUCGAAGAGACCCAAGCAUUACAACGUUUGAAGGAAGAAAGGAAUGCAACUCUUCAGCAAAAUCAUCAGUUCCAAAGAGAAUUGGAAAUCUUGAAGAAGCGCAGAAGCCAUAAAGGUGACGCUGGGUUUUCUUUGGCAUUUACAGCAUUUGCUGGUUUAAUAGGUAUACUGGUUGGGUUCAUCUUGAACCUUACCUUAUCAACACCUUCAUCUGGAUAGUUGACAUUGAUCUUUAGAUCUUGAGAAUGUCUUAAAAUGCUUCUUAUUUUUCUUCGACAUUUGCUUUGGAGAAUCACUCAUUGGUUGGAGUUUUUUUACUUUAAUUUAUUCACUUUGUUUUGGAUGCAUUCUUUUCUGUAUUAAUUUUGCACAAGAGGAAGCUUGGCUAUUGUAAGAUUCUACACUUCAUUCCAAAUGUUUGUCAAAUGAGAUCUCUCUGUUUUUUGUGUG